AUGUCUGGACACAGCAAGAAGAAGGCGAAGUCCUGGCCUUUGAGAUCCCAGUCAAAGAGGGCCGGCUUGCAGUUCCCUGUGAGCCGUGUCUACCGGUACCUGAAGAAGGGGCACUUUGCAAUGAGAAUAAGCCCCAGUGCUGCCGUCUAUUUGGCCUCCGUGCUAGAGUACCUGACUGCCGAAGUGCUGGAGGCAGCCGGGUACGUGACUCAGGCAAAGAGAUCCCACCGCAUCGUGCCAAGGCACAUCCUGCUGGGCAUUAAGAGUGAUGAUGAACUGAACAAGCUGGUCAACCAUGUGACUAUUCCGCAAGGAGGUGUCCUGCCCCGGAUUGAGAAGCUGCUUCUGACCCAAAAAACCAACAAGAAGCCUGAGGAGAUCUGA
Pelodiscus sinensis (Chinese soft-shelled turtle) is the source of this 384-nucleotide messenger RNA. The record is from RefSeq and is a predicted model, not a curated record. NCBI's taxonomy places the organism in Eukaryota, Metazoa, Chordata, Testudines, Trionychidae.